GUUACAUCCACAUUUGAAAAUGAAAGUAUAUUCAAGAAACGUUUACUGGAGGCCAAGGAAUGGAUAUAAAGUGGAUUGUGGAGGUGAGACAUCCCCUUUAAGGAGCCUCCCCAGUGCUUCCUUAAUAACGCCCCCUUCCCCCGCUGAGCUCCUCUUACCUGUCCUGGUACAUUGGCAGUCGGAACAGAGAAGAGAGUCUGCACUGCUGGGCUGAGGAGAAGAUGUCCUCCCGUGUAGCUCUUCCAUGGAUUGACCUACGCUGGAGUCUAGUCUGCACAGAAGACGAUGGAGAACGUCUUGAUAAGAACUUACGAGAACAGAGACUAUGACGUCGUACUUGAGAUAUUUGCCCGGGGGAUAAUGGACUACCUCCCCAGUACCAGCAUGUAUCUGCUGAGGCUUCAUCAGGUUCAUGUGAUUAUCCUUGUGUCGUUCAUCACCUUCUACUUGGUCUUCAGCUCUUUCCUUGUGUCUUCGUUGGGUGUGGUGGCCCUUUUGGCUGGAGCUCGCCUUCUUCUUGAAUUUGUCUUUCAUAAGAUUAUAAAGAAGGCCCACAAGUUGGACUUACAGAACAUAGAAGGGUCCUACAUGUCUGGGCAUAACUCCUGCUUUUGGGUGGCAGAAGUCAAUGGUCGGGUUGUUGGUAUGGUUGGUGUCAAACCUGUCCAAGGAUCUCCUCAUGAAGUGGAACUGAGACGACUGUCUGUGGCCAAGGAGUACCGGCACAAGGGGAUUGCUAGAAGGCUUUGCAUGCACGUCAUUGACUAUGCCCAUCAACGUGGAUAUGAACACGUGACUUUAAAUACCUCGACCAUACAACAUGCGGCUCAUAAGCUCUACCUGAAAUUGGGGUUUAGGAAAACAAAAUCCAAGCCGGUGUCAGACCCAUUCGGAAGACUGGUAGAUGUGACUGUCACCUAUUACACGUAUGAUAUUAAGGCAUAACUUGUACCCCCAAAGUUCUAGGAACAGAGAAUGCUGUGAAUACAUGAUCUUUUGACUUGUUUUCUAGAUCUUGGUGUUUAUAUGUUCUGAUUAUAUAUGGACAGAAACUUGUACUGGGCUUUGACCUUUCUGUAACCAGAGAUGAUCUCUUGGGGUAUGUUCACAUUGCAGGUUUGAAAGAAUGUUCUGAGGCUGAAAUCUGAAGCUAAGCCUUGGAUUCUGCCUUUAAUUUACAAUGUGCACUGUCACACAUCCACCCACUGAUUCACCCCUUCCAAUCUCAUGGAAAUUGCGAGGCAUGUCAAUGCUUGUGUGAAGGUUCUCGUUCAUCCAGGUCAGUAGUAAUAAGUCAAACCAACUGGACUUUUAUUUUGUUCCUUGAAGACACCUUACCAGUCUUCCAACUGGCUUUCUCAGUUACAAUAACUUGAACUAAAAAUCUCCACCAUUAAAUACUACUGACUCAUGCUUCAGUCUGCCUAAUCUGUUUAUCAUAAUCACUACAAGGUCUAGGACUUUAUUAGAGGGGUGUGACAGUAAUUCUGCCACUUACCAUGCUGUUCUAAUACUUCUCCCGAGGCAGUUUAAUCACGCAUCAUACAAAUGCUAUCAACACAUUACCUCUAUGAAGUCCUUGACCUUGUAGUGAUUAUGAUAUUAUGAUAUUAUUAGAUUAUUCUCAGAAAGCCAGUUAGAUGACCAGCAAAGCGUCUUCAAGGAAAGAACUGCCAGUCCACUUGUUGUGACUUUACUACUGAUACAUGUCAAUACCUUCUUAUAUCAUAUGGAUUUCAAAUCUGCAUCUGUGUGUGAACUACGAUGCCGUUUCCUACUGAAGAGAAUGUGAGGCAGAAUAUAUGUGGAUUUCGACUGAUAUGGGCAACUAUUUGGUUCGCUUUUAGGGGCUUCUUACUCGUUCCUUCUCCCACAUAGGAGACAAUGAUGACCUACAUGCCACUAGUCACACAGAAGACAAAAGACACAAUGAGAUGAACUUUCUUAUGUUACUGCAGAAUAUAAUAUCUAUCAGUACUUAUAGGAUCCAGGGGCGGAUAUACCGCCUGUGCAGCUGGUUUAGCUGUACAGGGGCCCAGCAAGGGAGGGGGCCCUUUCCAGUACCAGCAGAGGUGUUUUAUUUUUUUAUUUUAUCAUAUUUUUCAUUCCCUACCUCUGCCAACAGGGUAACCUGGGCACCUUAGGGUGGAGGUCAGGAGGGGGCAGAGUUUUAGGGGGGCCUGAUUAGGACUUACUAUGAAUCUGCUGCCCGUUCUGCCUAUACUCCAUAGCUGAAGGACCUGCAAUGACAUCGUAGUCAUGUGAUCUUUUCAACAGUGGAAGUGGUGGUAGAACCUGUGAUGACAUCAUAGUCAUGAGAUCUUUUUAACAUGGAAGUGGUGGUAGGACCUGUGAUGACAUCAUAGUCAUGUGAUCUUUUCAACAAUGGCAGUGGUGGUAGGACCUGUGAUGAGGUCACCAUCAUGUGACUAGUGCAGAAAGAGGCAGUGCUCAGCAGUGGAGACAUGUGAUGCCAUGAAAUGAAUGUGAGAGCCAUAGAAAUGCUGGGAGAUGUGGUUCUCCCCAUUAUACCCCCUCCCUGCUUAUUAUUUAACUGGCACAGGGGCUGAAGGGAGGGGAGGGGUGUUAUUUACUUGGGACUGUAUAUUAUAGAAGACUAUAAGAGAUUUUUUUUACAUGGGACUGACUGUAUGGUAUAGAAGACUGUAAGGAAGAGAGGUUAUUUACAUGGGACUAUAUCAUAUAGAAGACUGGUGGGAGAGGAGUGAUGUUAUUUAUAUGGGACUAUUUGUUGGAGGGGUGUGAAGGAGGGGAUUCAAGUUAUUUACAUGGGACUGUGUGUUAUAGAGAACUGUAAGGAAGAUAAGUUAUUUACAUGGGACUAGAGGGAGAGGACUGGUGUUAUUUACAUGGGACUGCAUGGUAUAGAAGACUGGCUAUAUACAAUGGAACAUUAUAACUACUGUGGGCAGGGGUGGGGGCAUUACCUACUACUGAGGGCUCUAUAGAAGUGCCUUAUAUAUUAUUAGAGGUGCCCUAAAGGGGGCCUUAUUAGUACUGAGGGCACUGUAGGGAGCCUUAUUACCACUGGGGUACUAUUUGGUGGGUGGCUUUUGCAGUGGCCGGGUUUGGGGUUGGCCCAACGCUACGCUGGGUCACCCGGACACCGUUGAGGUGUCACCACGUGUUGCUGCUCUCCGGAAGAGAUGUUGAGGUGUGGUGAACCCCAACUGGAAAUAAGUCCAGAGAGUCAGGGUCUGCAGUAACCAGGGAGCUUCUUUACUGGAGAGAUUCAGGCACAAAACAAUACAGGCGAGGCAUGGGGCUGGCUUCUCCAGUCUCCUCCCUGGCAGAAGAAGUGUUUGAUGCUGCGGAAAGGCCUGAGCUAGCUGUCCCUCUUUCUCUUCAGAAGGUUGGUACCCUGGUCCAAGGCUGGAGGUCCACGGUCUGUGGCAGUGUAUCCCCGUCUCAGUGUCUUCUUCUGGUCACUCAGUAGUCUGGCAGAGUCUCCUCUUCCAAGCACUGUUCCCUAUCUGCAGAACACCAGGGGCUCUGACUGCUCUCCUUAUACACAGUU
Messenger RNA from Bufo gargarizans (Asiatic toad), 3538 nucleotides. Its product is annotated as probable N-acetyltransferase camello. NCBI's taxonomy places the organism in Eukaryota, Metazoa, Chordata, Amphibia, Anura, Bufonidae. The transcript has 2 exons. The coding region runs from base 286 to 945 and encodes 219 amino acids. The record is from RefSeq and is a predicted model, not a curated record. Gene Ontology annotation, molecular function: N-acetyltransferase activity.